AUGCCAGACGACGAUCAAUCGUCAGCAGUACUCGCAGCACGAAAGACAUUAUACGACGCAGGCAUCAAAAUCCGACGCGAAGUCACCGGAGCCGAACAUGUCGAGCGAUCCACAGCAAAUAUCACAGACUUCUCAAAGCCAAUGCAAGACUUCGCCACCGAAGCUGGUUGGGGUGGCCUCUGGAGUCGCCCAGGCAUAAGCAGACGAGAUCGAUCACUGUUGAACCUUGCCAUGCUAACGGCUAUGGGCAAGGACAUGGAGCUCGGUGUGCAUGUACGUGGAGCAGUGAGGAAUGGCUGCUCGCUUGUUGAGAUUCGCGAGACGCUUCUGAAUGCUAGUGGGUAUGCUGGACUUCCGGCAGGUUUGGCAGCGUUUAGAGUUGCUGAGAGAGUACUGAAAGACAUGGUAGAGAAGGGACACUACCUUAUUGCUCUUCUCGAGUCUGAGUACCCUCGUAAUUCGCAUGAGACCUUCAGCAACUCUAAGUUCACGCUUGCACUAUGGGGGACUAACACGUACGCUUGUGCCAUCGUCUUAAAGGUCUUCAUGACGAAGUGGAAGCUUCGCACCGUUGUGAAGGCCUUGGUCACGAAAACGACGGUCAUGUCGGAGGUCGAUUAUCUGUGCGCAAAUCGCAAUUAUCACAGAGCCGAUCAGAUGAGAGAUCAAGAUUCGCGCAAGCUCGGGUAG
This is a messenger RNA of Recurvomyces mirabilis, 690 nucleotides long. RefSeq lists its product as uncharacterized. NCBI's taxonomy places the organism in Eukaryota, Fungi, Ascomycota, Dothideomycetes, Mycosphaerellales, Teratosphaeriaceae. The transcript is spliced from 2 exons. Gene Ontology annotation, molecular function: peroxiredoxin activity. The record is from RefSeq and is a predicted model, not a curated record. Bases 1 to 690 code for a protein of 229 amino acids.